This is a messenger RNA of Podarcis muralis (Common wall lizard), 4712 nucleotides long. RefSeq lists its product as uncharacterized. The record is from RefSeq and is a predicted model, not a curated record. Gene Ontology annotation, biological process: regulation of transcription by RNA polymerase II. Gene Ontology annotation, cellular component: nucleus. NCBI's taxonomy places the organism in Eukaryota, Metazoa, Chordata, Lepidosauria, Squamata, Lacertidae. Gene Ontology annotation, molecular function: DNA-binding transcription factor activity, RNA polymerase II-specific.
UGUGGAAACGAGCGGCGAGAGCUUGCCGUCGUGCCUUUUCUUAAUAAUGAUGCUGACGCAUGCUUAGUGCCUCCGCUCCCUUUGCGCUUGCUGCUGUUUCCCAACCCAGCCGGGCGAACUCCCUCCCUCGUCGGCUGGAGCAGGGUUAAAACCAUCGAGCCGGAGCUGCCGCCGCCGCGCGAAGCGAAGGGUAGGGGACAGGAUGCAGCGAGGGGUCCUUUCCUGUGCCCGGACCCGCCGCUGCCCACCCACCCACACACGCUGCGAGGGUGGCUGGUUCCCUCCCAGGGCCCGAGCUCCGGACGCGCCUGCCGAAGGGCGCGCGAACCCCCCCCCCCUCCGGGAUCCCUGCGCGGGGCUGCAUCGGUGGUGUGGGCAAAGGUCCAAAACCUGUUAGUCAAAAGAAGGCUGAGAAGGUGAGAAGUGGUUGAAAGAAGGCUUAUAAAGAAAGAAAAAAACCUAACGAUCAAAACGGCUUACUGCGGGAGAAGCCCUGAGAUAGGCCAGGCCUAUUGCUCUGGGCUGGCAGGAGGUCUGUUCAACCACUGCUGGCCAGGCCAGGCCGAGGUGAGGUGUGCUGAGGCAGGAGCUUCCUUUUCCUACGGAGGUACCUUCCCCGGACCGCCACCACUACCACCACCACCACCAGCAGCCGCUGGCAUGGGGGAGAAAUCUCACACGUGCCCCUACUGCGGGAAAGGCUUCCGGCGCAAUUCGCACCUGACCCGACACAUGGCCACCCAUUCCGGGCUCCAGCGCCCCUUGGGCGGGAAGCGCCUCGGGCAGCAGGUGCAGGAAGAGGACCGGCCAUUCAGCUGCAGCUACUGUGGGAAAAGCUUUGCCAAGAGCGCCCACCUGGCGCGGCACCAGGAGACCCAUUCGGGGGAGAGGCCCUACAAGUGCACCUACUGCGGGAAGGCCUUUGGGCGCAACUCCCACCUCACCCGGCACCACAGCACGCACACCGGGGAGCGCCCGUACGAGUGUGGCGUUUGCGGCAAAGCUUUCACACGCAGCGCCCACGUCACCCGACACCAGGGCACGCACACCGGGGAGAGGCCUUUCCGCUGCACGCGCUGCGGCAAGCGCUUCACCCGCAGCGCACACCUCCAGCGCCACCAAGGCAUCCACAGCGGGGACAAGCCCUUCUCCUGCGGCGACUGCGGGAAGGGCUUCACCCGCAAUGCCCACCUGGAGCGCCACCGUGCCACACAUUCGGGGGAGAAACCUUUCAAGUGUGCCAGCUGCGGGAAAGGGUUUGGGGCGGCCUCCCACCUUGUAAGGCACCAGAGAACCCAUAAAGUUUAGUCAGCUGGGUUGGUCCUAUAUCCAUCCAAACGGGGGGUGAGAAAUGGCCAGUAUUGGACAUAUGUUUGUCUUUAUGUCAGGAUGGCUCUUCCCCCCCUUCCCCAUGUCUUUUCUCCAUGCUAUAAAAUAACCUGAGUGUUUAGCUGCUGUGAUUUGAGAGAGAAUUGAGCAUAACAAAUUCAGCAGUGGUUGGUCCCUGGUCUGCACAAAGACCGAAGCAAUGUGGACUUCACACUCAGUUCAUUUGCAGACCUAAUGACGAUAAUUUUAAAUGCUGGAACUGCAGGUUGUUCUGCUACUUCUUUCAGAGCGGGAAGGUCAGUGUCAAAUCUUCCCGACGCCAUCUGUAUGUGGGAGUGGGUGUUUUUCCUUCUCUUCGGUAUGGCAAAUGAAAGCCACCCUUUUAAAAUUUCCACUUGGCUAUCAAGAAAUAUGCUGUGCGUCAAAAGUAAGAAACGCUGAACAAACGCUUAGACUUGAGGUGUUUGCACACCUCCCCCUUGCACACCUCCAGCAUCUCAACGGAUGUGGGAGCAUGUAAACAUUAUGCCAAUCUGUGGAGUAAAAAAAAGCAUCAUUCUGGUGAUUCACUUGGAAUGAAGUUAGAGUAACUCUUCCACCCUCCUUUCCCUCAGCUUUUCAUUUCAGCCAUCGUGGCCAAGAAAAAGCAGUUUAUAUCAUACUUUCAUCUGCCCACAGUACCCAGGAAAUGACACCAGGAACACUGGGCCUGACCUUUGAGCAUUUCAGUAUCCUUCAGCUGGGGGGAAAGGCUAUUGGUUUGCUUCUGAACCAAUUCUCAGAACUUGUCUAUGUCUCUUCCAUGGCACUUGGCAGUGUGUGCAUCUAGUUUUGCAGUAUUUUUAUCUUGCAAGCGGGAUCUGCAACAAAAUGUUACAGUGCUUUUGCCUGCCAGCCACGCCUCUUUUCAGAGUACUCCAUCCUGUUCCCCACCUCCCAGUUUUCUGUCCCAUUGCCCCACCUGACAGAUACUCGGUGUUCUGUGGCCACCGAGCGUGCUCUGUUCUCAUUGGGGUUUGUUUGGGUUGGUUUCUCCUCCGCCCUUCAGAAGGGCUGUAGCUCAGUGGUAGAGCAUCUGUCUUGUAUGCAUAGUGUUCCAGGUCCAAUCUUUGGCAUCUCCUGGUAAGGCUGAAUCUCCUAUCUGGAACGGUUUUCUUCUCCUUGGACAAGACUAUAGUUCUGCUGAUACAUUUCACAGCGUAACUCUGUUGUAGUUGAGAGAUAGGGUAAAAAACUAACCUUAAAUUAGUUGGGUUUUUUAAUGUAGCUACUUGUGCUUUUUUAAAUGGAGGAGGAAGUUAUAAAUGAUACUGUCAGCUGUCUCCACACAAUAUAGUUAGCUGAUUUUCCUCUAUAGAAGACAUUUAAGGGGACAUUUGGUGAUUCUUGAGGAAGUCAGAUAUCUUGCUGCUCUGAAACAUAUGGAAAGAGAUGUGGAGGCAGCAAACUUCUUAGUUGGAGUCCCCAAAACUUUCUCUGCUUAAGCCUGCGCUCCUAGGAAACACUGUCUUGCUUGUCUCCCAGUUUCCUGUCUGUGGCUCUUAACUAAUCUGAUGUGUGGUUUUUUGAAGGUCCUGGGCACUCGGGCUCUUUAGAGGCAUAGCACUAGGGCACAUCCAUGGUCUUGUAUCGGGGCCUCCCUAAGACAUGGAUUCCCCCAUGUGAUAGCCUUGAGUUAUGUGGCCUUUGGCCUCUGCAUGUGUCAUUUUUGAUGUGGCCUCUUUGGAAUCCAGGGUGAUGAAGCAGUGCAGAAGUACAGCAAGUAUGGAGCAAAACAUCUCAUGAGAAAGGUUUGAGUUUAUGAACACACACAAAAGAAAUAAAUUUAAACUCAACGGAGGGAAGAAAUAGGAGCCAAGGAGCGACAGCAACCUGCCAACUCUCCAUUUGUUCGGCUAAGAGCAGAAAUACUUUAUAACACCUUUACUAGUUUGCCUAAUGACAGGUCUAAAUCUUUGAAGCCCAUGUUAUUCGUAACAAAGGGAACUGCCAGCAAGAUGCAGGCACAGACUCUUUUGUUUUCUGAACUCUUUCUAAAUAUAAAAUUGGAGAAACAGCAUCUGUACAUCAGAAUCUCAAUGGCCAACAUGAUGUAGCGCAACAAAAACCACAAGAGUCAUUGGAAAGAAUACUAAGGUUGAUGGGUCAAAACUGCAGCUGUUUCAUACUUCUAUUUCAACUCUUAUUUUAUUCUGCUUCCUAUGAAUUUGAAACUGCACUAAGCCUGACAAUGGUUUCUCUCUGAGUGCUCAAUCAGUGGAAAUACUGAAAUUGUGAACCUGUAUUUGUUCAGUAUUCUGCAUAGUACAGACUUGUGGUUGGCUUUUUCUGUUUGGGAUUCCCAAGACCCUGCAAUUGCUAGAGGAAUAUUUGGAAUGUUCUGCCGUGCCCUAAAUGAUGGUUGCAACCUUUUAAUUGCCUUAGGGGUUUAUCUCCCCAAAGUCAGGCUUUUGCCUUUCUGAAUGGGGAUAUCCCUAGUAAUUGCUAUACAGCACACUUGAGACUGGUAUAGUUUUCCCUUCCUCUUGGGUGGUCAGUUUGUGUGACGUUCCUUCCACUAGGGCCAAGGCUCCCGAGUCUGAUUUGAGCCUUGAUGCUUCAAGGGAGGAGCACAAGCUAAGUCAGUUCGCUUUGGGCCAGAGGUAGAGUUUUCAGGUCUGCUCCCUCAUACAUCACAACCAGAAGGCAGCUUUUCCUGGAAGUGAAACUGCUUGCUUCCCUCACCUAGGCUUAAACACGUCCUCCUCCUGUCUAUCAAUAAGCUUUCAGAUGUGUGGAGUGGGGGAAGACAGUUUUCUAAGAAUAUGUCACCUCUGACCCAUGGCUUAAAAAUCUGGACCUACACACACCCACACCCAUUCUAGAUGUGUGUCGUUAUAGCUGUUGCCCAUGGGGCUGUAAGAUCAAUAAAAUGUGGAGCCACAGCCAAUGACAGGCAGAGCCAAGUAAUUCCAGUUCCCAUCUUUCUCCCUGCUGACUUGGGCAAGAACAACACAGAGACUAAGGAUUGCUGAUAGACGGUGUAAACCCCCCCCCCUGCACCAUGGUAAGAAAGAAGGCAGGGAGGACUGGCUGAGGGCAGACUUGAGAUGGGUAGGGCAGUGCCCUAUUCACCGUAAUGGGCCAGCCUCCAUUCCCAAGUGUGGAGGUUAUGCCACACAACAAACUGUUAAAGAAAAGAAGAAUAUUUGUUGACUCCAGACUCGGGCUGCAAUCUGCCAUAUUCUUACCUUGCAGAAAGUCCCAUUGAACAGAGGAAUAGCAUUUGAUAGGAUGGUGCUCUUAGUCAUCUGUAGGCUCAUUGAAAUCAGUAAGACAAGUUGGUCGUGACUGUAUUAAGUCCCACCGGUUCCAGCAAAAUUAAAAGUGUUAAGUUAUUUAAG